Lolium perenne is the source of this 1010-nucleotide messenger RNA. RefSeq lists its product as uncharacterized. Lineage: Eukaryota; Viridiplantae; Streptophyta; Magnoliopsida; Poales; Poaceae. Gene Ontology annotation, molecular function: S-adenosylmethionine-dependent methyltransferase activity. The record is from RefSeq and is a predicted model, not a curated record.
CGCGGAUCUCUCCGGACUCCUCCACGCCCGACUCCACAAACCAACAGGUUGCUGCCCGGCCGGCGUUGAAGCCAGUUGCGCCGCGCGAGUCAGAUCCGGGUCCCCGGCGGAGGGAUGACGGGGGCGGCGUCGCAGGCGUACGGGGAGGCGUGGUACUGGGACGAGCGGUACCGCAAGGAGGCCGGCCCCUUCGACUGGUACCAGAAGUACCCCGCCCUCGCGCCGCUGCUCCGACUCUACGUGCGCACGCACCAGCGCCUCCUGCUCGUCGGAUGCGGCAACUCCGUUUUUGGUGAAAACAUGGUUGAUGAUGGUUACCAAGAUGUCGUCAACAUUGAUAUAUCGUCAGUGGUGAUUGAACAAAUGAAGAAGAAAUACCAUGACAAGCCUCAACUGAAAUAUACAAAGAUGGAUGUAAAGAACAUGUCAGACUUUGAGUCUGGUUCAUUUGAUGCUGUUAUCGACAAAGGAACACUAGAUUCUCUUAUGUGCGGCCAAAAUUCACAAGAGCAUGCGAUGAAGAUGCUAGGGGAGGUCAACAGAAUUCUCAAGGAUAAUGGAGUCUAUAUUAUGAUCACUUAUGGGGAUCCAAGUUAUCGAUUGCAUCUCCUGAAGGACCUGCAACUUUGGACGGUAAAGCUUCAUGUUAUAGCAGAUAGGUGGGAGAGAAGCUCUAAACAAACGUGGGAUCUGACGAAGCCAUUGCCUUUACAUGAGGAUAGCACAUCCAUUAUUGGCCUUCUGGGCCCAAAACCUGACGUUCACUAUAUUUAUGUUUGUAUAAAGGGCAAUGACAGUCCGAGGGUAGGCUCGAAGGCUGUAGCCAAUGAAUCAGCCAACUGAUUCCAUCUUAUAAUCUUUUGCAUCAUCGUGUAUAAUCAGUGUAGUGAAUAAUGUAGGGAAUAUAUUUUGUAACUCUAACUUGUGUCGCUGUUGGCAAUAGUUUAGCAAAAUUACAGAUGGUGUGUUGCUUCUCUGGUUCCGGAAUAGAAAUAUGUGAUGUUUUCCUA